Messenger RNA from Pelmatolapia mariae (spotted tilapia), 3707 nucleotides. Its product is annotated as NACHT, LRR and PYD domains-containing protein 12-like. Gene Ontology annotation, molecular function: protein binding. Gene Ontology annotation, biological process: intracellular signal transduction. The transcript is spliced from 12 exons. Lineage: Eukaryota; Metazoa; Chordata; Actinopteri; Cichliformes; Cichlidae. The record is from RefSeq and is a predicted model, not a curated record. The coding region runs from base 44 to 3664 and encodes 1206 amino acids.
GUAGAAAGUGUGUGUGAGCUGAUGUGGAUGUGAAUUCAGCAGCAUGGAUCAGUGUGAGGACAGAGAGGAGGGAGUCCCUCCAUGUGAAACAACUCUGUGUGAGAGCCAGACCAAAGCUCAGAGGAACCAACCUGGACCUGAACCCAGCUGUGUGUCCUUAAAAAGCAGUGAUUCAAAGGAAGCUGUGAUUAAUUUCAGACAAAAAAGUUCCUUUGGUAAAAUGAUUCAUCAAAGACCAGACGCACCUGGACAUGAGUAUAAAGAUCAACCCAGCAAUGUCUCCUUUAAGAGCAAUAAUUCAAGGAAACUGCCUACUGAUUUUAAAGAUGGACAGGCUAAUUCUGUAAAUAUCCAUCAGACUCCAAAUUCUCCUGAACCUAAACCCAGCUGUGUGUCCUUAAAGAGUGAUCAAUCAAAGGAUAUGAGCAUUGAUUUUAAAGGACAACAUUUUGCUCCAGAUAGCUUGGACCAGGAGGGCUCAGAGGUACCCAGUGGGCAAUCUGCACAUCCGUGUCAAACACACUUGGAAUCAAUAUUUAUGCUCGUGGAGGACAACAUCAUCUCUUUUGUGAAGAAACAACUGAAGGAACUACAGGAGGUUUUACAUGCAGAUUUUCCAGAAUACUUAGAAAGUCAGAGCAAGGAUGAAGAGAUGCUGGAGGCUGAGGUUAAAGAGCAGUGGGAAAACAGCAGAGAGGCUUUGGUGAAGAUUACACUGCACUUUCUGAGGAAAAUUAAGCAAGAGGAACUUGCUGAUAGUCUGCAAAACAAAGUCUUUGCUCGACGUUAUCAAUAUGAACUUAAAUCUCACCUAAAGAAGAAAUUUGGGUUUGUGUUUGAGGGGAUCGCUAAAACAGGAAAUCCAACCCUUCUGAAUCAGAUCUACACAGAGCUCUACAUCACAGAGGGAGGGACUGGAAACGUGAAUGCCAAACAUGAGAUAAGACAGAUUGAAACAGCAUCGAGGAAACUACACAAAAAAGAAACAACAAUUAGACAAGAAGACAUCUUUAAACCCCCACCUGGAAGAGAUAAACCAAUCAGAACAGUGCUGACAAAGGGAGUGGCUGGCAUUGGGAAAACAGUCUUAACACAGAAGUUCACGCUAGACUGGGCUGAAAAAAAGGCUAACCAGAAUUUUCAGUUCAUAUUUCCAUUUGCAUUCAGAGAACUGAAUGUCCUUAAAGAGAAAAAGUUGAGUUUGGUGGAACUUGUUAAUCUCUUCUUUAGUGAAAUCAGAGAAGUAAGAAUCUGCAGCUUUGAGGACUUCCAGGUUGUGUUUAUCUUUGAUGGUCUGGAUGAGUGCCGACUGCCUCUGGAUUUCCACAACACUGAGCUCAUAACUGACCCUGGAAAGCCCACCUCAGUUGAUGCGCUGCUGAUAAACCUCAUCAAGGGAAACCUGCUUCCCUCUGCUCAGCUCUGGAUAACCACACGACCUGCAGCAGCCAAUCAGAUCCCUGCUGAGUGUGUCGACAUGGUGACAGAGGUCAGGGGGUUCACUGACCCACAGAAGGAGGAGUACUUCAGGAAGAGAUCUAGAGAUGAGAAGCAGGCCAGCAGGAUCAUUUCCCACAUCAAGACAUCACGAAGCCUCCACAUCAUGUGUCACAUCCCAGUCUUCUGCUGGAUCACUGCUACAGUUGUGGAGGAUGUGCUGAAAACCAGAGAGGGAGGACAGCUGCCAAAGACCUUGACUGAUAUGUACAUCCACUUCCUGGUUGUUCAGACUAAAAUGAAGAAGGUCAAGUAUGAUGGAGGAGCUGAGACAGAUCCACACUGGAGUCCAGAGAGCAGGAAGAUGGUUGAGUCUCUGGGAAAACUGGCUUUUGAUCAGCUGCAGAAAGACAACCUGAUCUUCUAUGAAUCAGACCUGACAGAGUGUGGCAUCGAUAUCAGAGCAGCCUCAGUGUGCUCAGGAGUGUUCACACAGAUCUUUAAAGAGGAGAGAGGGCUGUACCAGGAGAAGGUGUUCUGCUUUGUCCAUCUGAGUGUUCAGGAGUUUCUGGCUGCUCUUCAUGUUCAUCUGACCUUCAUCAACUCUGGACUCAAUCUGCUGGAAGAAAAACAAAACACCUCCAGGAACUUUGAAACAACACAACAUACAGGGUCUCAAUUCUAUCAGACUGCUGUCAAAAAGGCCUUACAGAGUCCAAAUGGAUUACUGGACUUGUUUCUUCGCUUCCUCCUGGGUCUUUCACUGCAGUCCAAUCAGACCCUCCUACAAGGUCUUCUGACACAGACAGAAAAUGGCUCACAGAUCAAUCAGGAAACUGUCCAGUACAUCAAGAGGAAACUCAAUGAGAAUCUGUCUGUAGAGAAAAGCAUCAACCUGUUCCACUGUCUAAAUGAGCUGAAUGAUCGUGCCAUAGUGGAGAAGAUCCAACAGUCUUUGAGUUCAGAACAUUUCUCCACAGAUGAGCUGUCUCCUGCUCAGUGGUCAGCUCUGGUUUUCAUCUUACUGUCAUCAGAAGAAGACCUUGAGGUUUUUGACUUGAAGAAAUAUUCUGCUUCAGAGGAUGCUCUUCUGAGGCUUCUGCCAGUAGUCAAAGCUUCUCAAAAAGCUCUGCUAAAUAGCUGUAACCUGUCAGAGAGAAGCUGUGAAGCUCUGUCCUCUGUGCUUAAAAUGGAGGACUGUGAGUUGACAGCUAUAGAUCUGAGUAACAACAACCUGCGGGACUCAGGAGUGAAGUUGAUAUCUGCUGGACUGAAACAUCCACACAUUACACUGAAAACUAUCAGACUGAGUGGCUGUGACCUAUCACAGAGAAGCUGUGAAAUUAUAUCCUCCAUUCUCAGUUCCCAGUUCUGUAGUCUAAUUGAGCUGGACUUGAGUAACAAUGACCUGGCAAAAUCAGGACUGAAAGUGUUGUCUUCUGGGUUAGAAAGUCUUCACUGUAAACUAGAAACACUCAGGUUGUCAGGUUGUUUGAUCACAGACGAAGCUUGUGGUUCUCUCGUCUCAGCUCUGAGCUCCAACCCUUCUUAUCUGAGGGAGCUGGACCUGAGCUACAAUCAUCCAGGACACGAACAAGUAAAGCAGCUGUCCGCUAUACAGAAGGAUCCAUACUGGGGACUUAACACUCUAAGGGUGGACCCUGCUGGAGUCCGAUGGUUGAGACCAGGUCUGAGGAAGUAUUCCUGUCAACUCACAAUCGACACAAACACAGUACACAGAAAUCUCAAACUGUCUGAAAACAACAGGAAGGUGAUGUUUGUGGAGGAGGUUCAGCCGUAUCCUGAUCAUCCUGACAGAUUUGAUUGCAUCUGUCCUCAACUGCUGUAUAGAAAUGGUCUGACUGGUCGCUGUUACUGGGAGGUCGAGUGGAGAGGGGGAGUUUAUAUAUCAGUGAGUUACAGAACAAUCAGAAGGAAAGGGAGGACAGGCUGUGUGUUUGGAAAAAAUGAUCAGUCCUGGAGUCUGAGCUGCUCUGAUUAUUUUGGUUACUCUGUGUGGCACAAUAAGCAAAAAACAUCCAUCUCCUCCUCCUCUGUCUCUAAGAGAGUAGCAGUGUAUGUGGACUGUCCUGCUGGCACUCUGUCCUUCUACAGAGUCUCUAACACUCUGAUCCACCUGCACACCUUCAACACCACAUUCACUGAACCUCUUUAUCCUGGGUUUACGGUCUCAUUUGGUUCUUCAGUGUGUCUGUGUGUAGUUUAGUAUGAAUUUCUAUAGUCUUGUUGAACAUUUCAGUCGGUACAUG